Thamnophis sirtalis is the source of this 2736-nucleotide messenger RNA. The record is from RefSeq and is a predicted model, not a curated record. NCBI's taxonomy places the organism in Eukaryota, Metazoa, Chordata, Lepidosauria, Squamata, Natricidae.
AUGGUCUGCCAAGAAGCUAUUUGGGAAGCCUUCAAAAUCUUCUUGGACAGACUCCCAGGACAAGAAGAAUAUCAAAAGUGGCUAAAUGAAUGUGAAGCAGGAACUGUGAAUAUAUUUGAAAUGGGCACCAAUUUUAGUCAAUCUGAAGAAUAUCAAAGCCUCAUAGCAAAGAAAGUGUCCUAUACUAAAGAAGCAAUAGACGGGAUGUCAACUCCAUCUCCAGUUGGUGAUACUACCACUCUGAGAGAUAUAGUUGCUAGUAUUCCUCCUCCUCCUGAUGUGGUCUCAACUGAUAGUCAUUUGGACAGAACUGAAAAAACAGAAGAUCAUGAAGUCAGUAAUGAGAUAACAAGAGAUUAUACAAAACUAAUGAAGUCUGCUCAUGAGCAGUUGGUUGUAUUCAGUAUUCUUCUUCCUGAAGAGAAAUACAUCAAUGAGCUAAGCGACCCUUCCACUGAAGAAUACCAACAACUCUCUCAGCAAUUUAUUUCUGAAAUUCAGAAUGCAUAUGAAGGACUGCCUGGAUUUAAGAAUAUCCAUGUAACUGAAUUCAGGGUAGAAGUCCUGUAUGCUGUGGUUUUUGACAGGGAAGCAAUGAGCAAUGUUAUCUGGGAUUGGAUUAACCUCCAGCCAAACAAAGUGGAACAGAACUCCUUUUCAGAAAUUGAAGACAACUCUACAGUUGUUUAUACAGAUAGUGACUUCAGACAUUACAUUGCUGAGAUCCUCCAUAAGAACAUUCUAUUUGAAAAUGCUUCAUUGUCCUUGGAUCCUGGUUCUCUCCAACUUAUUAAUGUAAAGGAAGUGGCUGUUUCCAUGACUGAAAUCCCAUCAUGGAUUACUGCUAAACCCAUUGAUGAUGAUGAUGCCAUAGUAUCUGAAUGGCCUUCUGCUGAUAAGUCAACUGCAAGCAACAUCUUGCCCUUUGACUUGCCAGGACCAGAUCUUAUCUUUGAUAGUGACAAUAAUGUGUGGAUAAAACCAGAUGGUUCUGUGGACUCUGAAAGUGUUCUCAAUUCAAAAACUGAUAUCACCAUUUCCCCAGAAGAUUUGCUUUUUAUGGAUGAAAAAGAAAAAAUACAUCCUGGGACACCGUUGUUCUUUGAAACUGAUUCCCAUAUAGACUUGGAAAGUCAUUCUAAUUUGUCUUUGUUAGACAUUGGACUUGAAAAAGAGAAAGAGGUGGAAGGUUUGCUUGUGCCUUCAACUAUUUUCCCUCACAUUGUGCCAAAAGAAAUUCUACCUACAAGUGAUUCUGCAUUUCCUCUCAGUCUUACAUCACCAACAGCCUCUGUUUUAGCAGUAGAGCCUAGCACUGAGGAAGAAUUACUUACAACUUCUUUAAAAGAAGAAACUCAGCAAUCGUCUAUAAAUAAAGAAAAGGAUACUAUUGAUUAUUAUGGUUCUGGUUCAGGACAGCAGCCACAAACCAACUUAGAGACCUGGGCGAAAACUGAGGGAUCUGGUAUGCCUGACUAUAAUGAAACAUAUUUUACACCAUAUUCUCCAAAGGAUGACAUAAUUCGGGAUAUACUAGAUGCAACUAUUUCCCAAUCAUCUCUUGACACAGAAGUCACCUCAGAUGAAAGAGUUGUGCCAUCUACGGAAAUAUACAGCACAAUAAAAUUGCCUUCCACAGAGGGGAAUGAAAUCAUUUCUGAAAUAACAGAAAUCAAUGACUUAAUAUUAACAGAACAGUCAUUAAAAAAUCAGUCAUAUACAACCAUUACAAGAAAAGAAUUAGAAAAGCCGGAAAUAAUUUUAUCAGCAUAUUCUACUAUGGAAAGCCCAGUGAUCCAAUCACCUGAACCUGAAAAAGACUUGGUCACAAAAGAACUGGAAGUUACAGAUCAAGCCUAUGAAGUCACAACUUAUUAUUCCCAUGAAAUGAACUGGGAAAACGGAAUUGUGAUUGAUAGUCAUGUAGAAUUACCAACCAAUCCCCAUUCUACUGAAAUGGUUGGGAUAUCUAGGAUUACUCCUGAAAAUCUCAACAACGUAACUAUCCCUGCACGUGCUUUAGUUGUAUUCUUUAGCCUUCGAGUUACUAACAUGAUUUUUUCAGAGGAUUUGUUUAACAAAAAUUCCCCUGAAUAUAAAGCUCUGGAGCAAAGAUUUCUAGAACUGCUGGUUCCUUAUUUGCAAUCAAAUCUAACUGGCUUCCAGAAUCUGGAAAUUCUGAACUUCAGGAAUGGUAGUAUUGUGGUUAACAGCCGAAUGAAAUUUGCACGGCCUGUGCCUCGCAAUGUCACAAAUUCUGUGUACAUGAUUCUGGAAGAUUUUUGCAACACGGCCUAUCAGACUAUGAACUUGGCUAUUGAUAAGUACUCUCUUGAUGUUGAAUCAGUUCUAGUUUGUAGAACCCUCUCCAGCACAGAUAUUGAAUAUUUAUUGCUCAGAGUGAUAGAGAACUCAUUUCAGAUGGCGUUUAAAAAAGUACAGAGGAACUCUGCACUGCAAGGAGACAGUCUUUCAUCCAUUGAAUAUGCAGUGAAAUACAAUCCAAUGUAUGAAAGUGAUACCACUGGAUACAGCCACUAUUAUCGGAGAUGUCCACAGCUAACUUCAUAUAGCUCCACAAGCAAUGAGACAUCCACUGAAUAUAGCAGUGAGGAGAUCAAACAUAUUUAUGACAAAGAAUUAAGUAAGGAGGAGAUUCAGGACAGAAUAAGGAUUAUAGAACUUUAUGCCAAGGAUCAUCAGUUUGCAGACUUUGUAAAACGACAUCAAAUGUGA